UUAUCGUCAGUCCAGCAACAUGAAUGGAAGGGAUCAGAGUUGUGUGAUUUUCAUAUUAUUUUUUGCAUUUCAGUCAACAAGAUCAUUGAAUCCAGUUAUAUUAGUUCCUGGAGAUGGAGGGAGUCAGAUCGAAGCUAAGUUAGAUAAACCAAAAGUAGUUCAUUAUGUCUGUGAUAAAACAGCUGAAUAUUACAGUCUGUGGUUAAACCUAGAGCAGCUGGUACCAUUAUUAAUUGACUGCUUUGUGGAUAAUAUGAGAUUGGUUUAUAAUGCAACAUCACGUACUACAAGUAAUUCUCCCGGUGUAUUUACCCGAAUGCCAGGUUUUGGCGAUACUCAAUCAGUAGAGUGGUUGGAUCCAGAUCUAUUUUCACAUAUAACCCGCACAUCCUAUUUUGCUCCGAUUGUGUCUAGUUUAGUGAAUUGGGGAUAUGUGAGAGGAAAGAGUGUUCGAGGUGCACCAUAUGAUUUCAGGAAAGCUCCAAAUGAAUUAGGUGACUAUUUUGUUCAACUAAAGAAGUUGAUAGAAGAUACGUACACCUUGAACAAUAAUACACCAAUAGUUAUGUUAGCUCACAGUAUGGGUAACCCCGUCUCAUUAUAUUUCCUCAAUCAUCAACCACAAGCCUGGAAAGAUAAAUACAUCAAUAAACUUAUAACAUUAGCUGGAGUGUGGGGAGGAUCCGUUAAACCAUUACGUCUCGUAGCUUCAGGUGAUAACCUCGGUGUACCGUUUGUCAAAGCUAUAAAUGUGCGAAAGGAACAAAGAUCCAUGCCGAGUACAGCUUGGUUGAUGCCAACCGAUAAAUUCUGGUCUGACAAUGAACCCCUUGUUAUUCGUCCAGAACGAAACUACACGGUCAAUGAUUAUAAACAGUUCUUCCAAGAUCUUGGUUUUAUGGACGGUUACGAAAUGAGAAAAGAUACCGAAGGAUUAGUUUAUACUUUGACCCCUCCAGCGGUUGAAGUUCAUUGUCUCCAUGGAAACGGUAUCCCUACUCCUGGUGCGUUUAAAUACGACAAUGGUGCUUAUAAAUGGCCGGAUUCGCAACCUUUUGUGAUAACAGAAGAUGGUGAUGGCACUGUUAAUAUACGAAGUCUACUUGGUUGUCUGUCCUGGGAAACAAAACAGAAACAAAAAGUUAUUCAUAAAAUAUUUCCAAAAGCCGAACAUAUGGAGAUUUUAAAUAAUAAAGACAUUAUCGCCUACCUCAAAUCAGUUUUAACGGUGCCAAAUUAGGGUAAUAAUUAAUAUAUUAUUAAUAAUUUAACAUCCAUAUGUAACUGUCUAAUGUGUACCUGUUUAAUUUAUCUUCUUGGCAUAAUGGGGAUGCUUGAAUUGAUGGAAUUGCAAUCGGGCGACGCUUGAAUUGAUGGAAUUGCAAUCGGGCGACGCGAAAUUCAGUCCUGUCACAGUUCUGACAGUCUCAACAAUUGAGGUGUUGUGAGUAGAAGCGUGAUGUUAUUGGGUGGAUGGCCGAAUGGUUAGCAUGUGCGCGCUGUAUCAUAAGGUCUGUCAUUUAGUCAACUGGCGGGGUUUCGAUUCCCCGGUUGUACGUGACAAGGAAUAGUCGCCUGUCCAACCUUGUGGGUUUUCUCCGGGUCCUCCGGUUUCCUCCCACUGCUAAAGACCCCUACGCACAAGCAAAUUAUUGAAAUAAAAUUGAACCAUAUGUUAGUCCCAAAAUGACCCAGUUUGUAUCGAGUGGGCAUUAAACCCCAUUUCUCUCUCUCUCUAUUAAACACAAGGAAUAUGUUUCAGCUGUCAUGGUUGGUUAAGAUAUUCUAUUAGACAGUCGACUCAUGCAUUCUAGCCCCAUAUUCCCAUUUUCACUUGAUUGUCACUUUUUGGGGCUUGACAGAAUUCAAUUCCAGAACGGUCAAUCGAGGAUCCCCAUUGUCAACUUUUUUUCUUUUUAUUAGAUCUGUUACAUUUGUCUUCUUCCGAAAAUUCUGUGUGCCAUCCAUAUGAUGCAAACAAGUAACUUGUUAUUAAAUUAUACAUGUAUAUGAAGAGUCCAGGGUAAGAACGAUCUAAGUCACUUUUUGUCUUUUCGCAUAAAAGGCAAAACAGAAUUUUGGACGAGAAUGCUUGACGCGAACAGAACAACGAGUGGGUUUAAUUACAAAUUCAAAAUGAUGUUUAAUACGAAUCAUAAUUACCAGUACAACAACUGACUUCCACUUUUCAGCCAAAUUAAGGUCAAAUAAAGAGUACGAUGGACGUAUUUGUCCAGGAGGCCAUUUCUGAAUGACCUUGGUUCGAUGUGACUCCGGUCGUUUUAACCUGAAAUUGAUUUUUCCACAGAAAGCUUAUACAAUUUGCUACCAGAUGGUGCUAUUAACUGGGGUUGUUGAAAAAGUGACUUAGAUCGUUCUUCCCCAGGGCUCUUCAUAUUGUACCUAUUUGAAACAUCCAUGGUCUUUCACUGUAACCCGGGUAUCAUUUAAUCUUGUGUAUUUAGCACUAAUUUCUUU
This is a messenger RNA of Patella vulgata (common limpet), 2478 nucleotides long. RefSeq names its product phospholipase A2 group XV. The coding region runs from base 20 to 1240 and encodes 406 amino acids. NCBI's taxonomy places the organism in Eukaryota, Metazoa, Mollusca, Gastropoda, Patellidae. The record is from RefSeq and is a predicted model, not a curated record. Gene Ontology annotation, biological process: lipid metabolic process. The transcript is spliced from 6 exons.